Messenger RNA from Enterobius vermicularis (human pinworm), 966 nucleotides. The record is from the annotation of a GenBank genome assembly. Lineage: Eukaryota; Metazoa; Nematoda; Chromadorea; Rhabditida; Oxyuridae.
UUGGCUACCAUUGACUCUCUUACUAAUUCGCCUUAUGAGUCUUCCACUAAUGGAGCUUUGCCUAUAAUUCUGUCAAAGAUCGAAAAAUUUGCGCUAUCUCUAAAAGAUUUACAAGAAAGCGAUGAGUGCUGUAAACCAUCAAUGUGUUCCAUUUCUUCAAUCAACUCAUUGGAUGACGUUGAAAAAACCUUAAAGGUUUUUGGGGUACGUAGUUUUCCGGUCGACGAGUUUGAAUUAUUUUCUUUUCUUCAGGAAAUUCGUGAGAGAUUGGUUUCUGAAAAAGAAGAGCUGCAUUCGCUGCUUCAUUCAGUUAAUUUUUCUGGUGACUUAGUGGAAAUAAUGGAAGAGUUUGAACCGCUGUCUGCGCAGUAUGAGGAUGCAAUAUUAAAAGUUGAACAGUUAGUGCAACAAGUGGAGAAAGUUAAGCGAAAUUGGAGCGAUUGGGCAGAAAUCAAACGUAACUUGCAGAACAUCAUCGUUGAUGUUGAAAAUGAAUUGGUUGCUAUGAGGAAAGGCAGUAACAACUGCAAUCAUAUUGCUUCUGAAUUGGAACUAUGUCAGGAACGCAUGAAUAGAUUGGAAACGGUAUGCAAUUACCUCACAGCGAGUUUGUCCGAAUUACCAGAAAACUCAUCUGCAUCCCAAUCAAUCGAUUUUGCCGCUGAGCUUACGAAGUAUUCUAAUGCAAUUAUGGAGUUGAAACGGAAGUAUGAAUUUAGUGUGCAUUGUUUAACUGUCCAGUCGUAUGAAAAGAAACCAAAGCAAAACUUAUAUGCUGAAACUCUCUUUGUCACUCCGAAAGAACAGCGAGGCGUGCAGCUGGUAAAAUGGAGUUUAAUCUUGUUUUGUUCAGCGGUCUUGGCGUUCCUCGCGUGGUUCGCAUCUUUAAAACCUGGUGUUGUAAAUAAUUGGAAGAAUGCUCCUGGUUUACAUUUAGAUUACCUCAAUGGCCCACCUCCUACGUAA